AUGGCCCAGACCCCUUAUUACGGCGGUAAUCAUCCGCCUCCCCUAUUCGUCGCUGAACUCGACAGUGAGCCAGGACGUCCCGGUGAUGCCCCGUCUCAUCAUAGGCCAGAUGGAACACCUGUGUUCGAAAUGAGCGGCGAGCCAGUGCUUCCGCAGCAUGGCCAAGAUGGAAACCAAUCUAGUACUUCUCAUAACGGCCCGUCGUCCCUCCAGGCCCUGGGUGCGUCCAAACCAGCACUACAAGGCCAAGAGGACCAGAACAAGCCAAGCAAAGACACACCCACUGCACCCCAAUCUGUCAUGGCCAAUCCCUGGGCAUACUUCGGACCCGAAUCUUCGGAUGAUAAGCCAAAAGAAACUCAACGACCUCAGACAGACACCCGCCGGCCAUCAGAGCCAGUGUACAGACCUUAUCCUGGCGAUAGUGAUGACAGCCCUCCAGAGGUUCCUCAUGGCACACGGCCGUCCACCAAUCCUUCAAGCCCAGACCUCAAAAAUGAAGACUAUGCCUUCUAUCCUGCUCCGUUGAAGCUUGCCCAUCGUCCUGCCAAUGCAACUUCCCCCCCUGCCUUCAAGGCGUAUGUUCCUCCAGUGACCCAGGAUUCAUCCGAUUUAGAGCCCAAGCCUGUAGGCCGGCCUGAUAGGACCGACUCGCAGUCGCCAACGGAUCUAAAUGCAUAUCGGCCAUAUAGACCACAUUCGACUCAGCCUCCUGCUUCACCUGUACCAACACCCAGUACUCAUCCUGCCACUCUGUCCCCUAAUCAGAAUGUCCCUCCUGUAUCCCCCCCAAGGCCUCCAGAACAGCAACCACCCGGGACAGUUUCCCAUCAAAUUACCUCGACAACACCUCCGAGCCACAAUCCAAACCCUCCAGCUUCCGGUGCCACCCUACCAAAGCCAGCUGCCAGUCUUCCUGCCUCCCCGAAGCUUCAAACCCAACAAUCAGAACCACAGCCGCAAAUACAGUAUGGCAUUCCUAACGCUGCUCCAGCUCAACCGAUGCCUCCAUCUACAUCAACCUAUCUUCCCUCCCCUGUGACCCCCUCAGUCCAGUUAUCCUCAGUCAUAUCUUCACCAGCAACUCCGGCGACGAAUGCUGGGGUUCCCUUCACUCAGCCACAAUAUGCUGCUCACGUUGCUGCCCAGACGUACGCCCAGACACCUGCAUCAGCGGCAUCAACAGGUCCAUCUCAUCAAACUGGAGUGCCAUUUGCACAACCGCAAUAUGCUACUCCGGUUCAAGCACAUAACUUUGGAUCAAACCAAUCCAACAUAACCGUCACACAAGCCCCGGCAUCUGUUAUGCCAACUUCGGCCAGUAACUCAUCACAAUCCACUCCGGUUCAGUUCAACUACGGUGUGCAGCAGCCAACUUAUUCAACCCCAGUAGAACCAGCGCAAAGCACUUUGAGUCAAGCAUCCGCUCACCCACCCGCCCCUUAUCAACAAUCAAUUACUCCCGGGUCCAAGGUACAACAAACACAUGCGCAACAACCGAACACGAGACCAUAUGGGAUACCGGUGCCGACAAUGAUCUCACAUUCACCCCCACCUCCAUAUGCGGCUCAGGAACCUACAACUCCUAUGACAGGACCUCCUGUCAACAGCGGUAUGCCUUUGAGCUUUGGAGCUGGAGCGCAACAAUCUGGAUCAGGAAAUCCCACGAUGUAUCAGCCAUCUCCCACUGGUCCUUAUACUUCUCAGCCUCAGUAUCCUACCCAGCCUACCUACGCUCCGGCUACCAGUCCCCCCUUGCCGAAUCACUCAGGAAACAGCCUGCAGCCCCCAGCUCUCCCUCCCAGGCCAUCUUCAUCGCAAGGCUUCGCUCCCACAUCAGGCUUCGGUGCAGGCCCUGCUGGUUACAACCCUGCUAGCUAUCCCCGUCCACCACAAACAUAUUUCGCACCUCCUCCUGCGCUGCCACCACGGCCUGGCCUCGGAAAGCUAGCUGGUGGCGGUGGAAAGCUAUUUGGCAGCAGCUCCGCAGAUAAAUGGCUAAAGAAGACGGGCCAGGUAUUGGAAAGCACGUUGGCACCAUAUCUUCAAGGGCAAUCAGGACAAUCGGCAUCCUAUCGACCGGGCUCUAAUGGUUUGCAAGGACAACAGGGACAGCCGAUGCAGCAGGCACCAGGCCAGUAUCCCCCCCAAGGCCACCAUUUCCAUGUUCCUCACUUGGCCCCUCAGUACAGAGGUGCUUCAGAAUCGGGACAUCCACCACAGGGACCCAGUGCACCAGGAUACUAG
Molecule: messenger RNA, 2247 nt
Organism: Fusarium fujikuroi IMI 58289
Lineage: Eukaryota; Fungi; Ascomycota; Sordariomycetes; Hypocreales; Nectriaceae
Exons: 1
Coding region: 1-2247 (748 amino acids)
Source: RefSeq, a predicted model, not a curated record